ACUAAUUAACUAGGAUGCCAAUGAAGCCUCUUUCAUCUUCUUCACAUCAAGGUCUUUUCUCGUCGUUCUUUAAGAUUCUGAGUCUUCAGGUAAAGCCAUUUUGGGUAGAACUAGGGUAUUUCAUGAUUUUUUCUUUUUUAGGUUUCUUAGCUUUGAAUGUUACAAAACCUAGAACGCUACCAUCAUUUCGGCCUCAUAACCUAGAUGUGUUUUUCACUUCUGUUUCAGCUACCACAGUUUCUAGCAUGUCUACUGUUGAAAUGGAAGUUUUCUCGAAUGCUCAACUUGUUUUCAUGACCAUAUUGAUGUUUCUUGGCGGGGAGGCUUUUACCUCUUUUCUUAGACUUCAACUCAUGAAGUUGAAACUUGUCAAGAAACAAAGUGUAUUGCAGAACAACGAUGCUUUUGACCAUUCAAGCUCUAUAAAUUUGGACAAUAAAUUAGAACAUGCAGUAAUAAACCCUAUGGAGGAUAGUCAUCAUGAGGCCAUCGCUAAGUUGAAGUCUAUAAGAUUGUUGACUUACGUGGUUUUUGGUUAUAUCCUAGUUGUUAUUCUCCUUGGUUCUUCCUUAGUUUCUAUAUACAUAACAUUUAUCCCAUGUGCAAAACAAAUUCUCAACGAAAAAGGGCUUAACUUGCAUACUUUUUCAAUAUUCACCACUGUUUCAACAUUUGCAAAUUGUGGAUUUGUUCCUACAAAUGAAAACAUGAUGGUUUUUAAACAAAAUUCAGGCCUUCUCCUCAUUCUUAUCCCUCAAAUCCUUCUUGGUAACACCUUGUAUGCUCCUAGCUUACGUUUCGUUAUUUGGUUCCUUUGGAAAUUCACAAAGAGACAAGAGUUUGAGAACAUUUUAAAGAACUCGAAACGUGUAGGAUAUUCACAUAUUUUCCCCCGUUUUGAAACCAUCGCUAUUGCAAUUACUGUUUUGGCAUUCAUAUCAGUUCAGUUUGUAGCCUUUUUUGUCAAUACCAGGCAUACUGGUCAAUCUGUGUUCGAUAUUUCAAGCUUUAGUCCAGCAAUUAUAGUAUUGUUCGCCUUAAUGAUGUAUCUAUCAUCCUCUACUACUUUUUUGCCUGUUGAUAAUCAUGAAGAGAGGUUAAAAACUAAAGAAAAAAUUAACAGGAGAAAAAGGAGAAGCUUGGUGAAGUACAUAUCAUUCUCACAACCUUCUUGUUUGGUUAUUUUUACCAUUCUUAUUUGUUUAGUGGAGAAAGACAAAACGAAAAAUGAUACACUCAACUUCAAUGUACCCAACAUUGCCUUUGAAGUCAUCAGUGCAUAUGGAACUGUUGGAAUGUCAGUGGGCUAUGGUUGUGCCAGGCAAAUAAAACCAGAUGGCCAUUGCAAGGACACAACAUAUGGAUUUGCUGGAAAAUAGAGUAAUACGGGAAAGUUCCUUUUGAUUAUUGUCAUGUUCUUUGGAAGGAUGAAGA
Molecule: messenger RNA, 1434 nt
Organism: Capsicum annuum
Lineage: Eukaryota; Viridiplantae; Streptophyta; Magnoliopsida; Solanales; Solanaceae
Product: sodium transporter HKT1-like
Exons: 5
Coding region: 15-1379 (454 amino acids)
Biological process (GO): monoatomic cation transport; transmembrane transport
Cellular component (GO): plasma membrane
Molecular function (GO): sodium ion transmembrane transporter activity
Source: RefSeq, a predicted model, not a curated record